Molecule: messenger RNA, 1865 nt
Organism: Oryza sativa Japonica Group (Japanese rice)
Lineage: Eukaryota; Viridiplantae; Streptophyta; Magnoliopsida; Poales; Poaceae
Source: RefSeq, a predicted model, not a curated record
UCGCAUCUCGCAUCCACACCCCAAAUUCCAAAUCGCUACCUCCCCCAAGAACCCUAGCUCCCUCUCCCCCCCUCUCUCUCUCUCUCUCUCUCUCUCUCUCUCUCUCUCUCUCUCUUUGCAGCCGCCGCCGCCGCCGCCGCCGCCGCCGCCGCGUCCGCUUCGACUCCCGCCGCCAGGUUCUCUCUCUCCAGCGCGCAGGCACCAUGGCCGAAGCCGAGGUUAAGGACAACGAGGUUUACGAGGAGGAUCUCGUCGACUACGAGGAGGAGGUGGAGAACGGCACCGACGGUGGCGCCAACGCCGCCAACGCCUCCGCCGAUGUCGUCAAGAAGGGGUACGUGGGGAUCCACAGCUCGGGGUUCAGAGACUUCCUGCUCAAGCCGGAGCUGCUUCGCGCCAUCCAGGACUGCGGGUUUGAGCACCCUUCCGAAGUGCAACACGAAUGCAUCCCACAAGCCAUUCUUGGAAUGGAUGUCAUCUGCCAAGCAAAAUCUGGGAUGGGGAAGACUGCUGUUUUUGUUCUCUCAAGUCUUCAGCAAAUUGAUCCUGUUGCUGGUCAAGUUGGUGCACUUGUGCUAUGUCACACAAGGGAGCUAGCUUACCAGAUUUGCCAUGAAUUUGAGAGGUUUAGCAAGUACCUUCCUGAGGUAAAAGUUGCGGUCUUCUAUGGUGGUGUUCACAUAAAAAAACACAAGGAUCUGUUGAAGAAUGACUGCCCUCAUAUUGUGGUUGGAACACCUGGAAGGAUACUAGCUCUAGCUAGAGAGAAGGAUCUUUCCUUGAAGAAUGUGAGGCAUUUCAUUCUUGAUGAAUGUGACAAGAUGCUCGAUUCACUUGACAUGCGUAGAGAUGUGCAGGAGAUCUUCAAAAUGACACCCCAUGAUAAGCAAGUGAUGAUGUUUUCAGCGACCCUUAGCAAGGAGAUCCGCCCAGUUUGCAAGAAAUUCAUGCAAGAUCCUAUGGAAAUUUAUGUUGAUGAUGAGGCUAAACUGACCCUUCAUGGGCUAGUUCAGCACUAUAUUAAACUAAGUGAGGCGGAGAAGAACCGGAAAUUGAAUGAUCUCUUAGAUGCACUGGACUUCAAUCAAGUUGUGAUAUUUGUUAAAAGUGUUAGUAGAGCUGCAGAACUGAACAAGCUGCUUUGUGAAUGCAACUUUCCUGCGAUCUCCAUACAUUCUGGAAUGACACAGGAGGAGAGGCUUACCCGGUACAAGAACUUCAAGGAAGGACACAAGAGGAUUCUUGUGGCUACUGAUUUAGUUGGCAGGGGAAUUGAUAUUGAACGUGUCAACAUUGUCAUAAACUAUGACAUGCCCGAUUCUGCUGAUUCGUAUCUACACAGGGUUGGAAGGGCUGGGCGUUUUGGAACCAAAGGACUUGCAAUAACAUUUGUUUCCUCUGCCUCUGACUCUGAUGUUCUUAAUCAAGUGCAAGAAAGAUUCGAGGUUGACAUAAAGGAGCUUCCUGAGCAGAUUGAUACUUCGACAUAUAUGCCUUCUUAAAGAUCCGGGUGGAUUGCUUAAAGCUUACAUUCGAACGGAAACGAGAGUAUCUCCUUGAGAUACGGCAUAUUAAGAAUCUAUCGGAUAACUAAAAACUUAGUGUGAGAAAUGCUGCCCUAUCUAUACUUAGACAGCAGUUUAGAUCUGCUGCUAAGUGCUGAAUGCCCCGUAAUAAUACUUGAAAUGAUGUAUCUGGGCAAUUGGGCAUGUACGUAUUUGAAUUGCAGUCGUUCAUUGUAAUUCCGAGAAUUUUAUUAGGAUUUGUUUGUGUUAAUUUUGCUACUCCGCAGAUGCUAACGUGGGUUAGUUUAUAGUACUUUGUUUAUGGUACUUUUGAGGAUUUCAACCGCGUUUCUUACCGUA